CAACAGAUCCCAGAAUCAUUAAGACAUAGCACAUGGCAGAGAUUACAAAAAGACAGUUCAAGACAGUUAUUAGAUACAACAAAGGCUCUCCAGGCAUGGCCACUGAUAGAAAAGAGGACAUGUUGGCAUGGUCAUGCAGGAGGUGGACUCCACACAGACCCAAAAGAAGGGUUAAAAGGUGUUGAUACUCAGAAAAUCAUCAAAGCAAUGCUUUCUUAUGUGUGGCCCAAAGACAGGCCAGAUCUUCGAACUAGAGUUGCCAUUUCCCUGGGAUUUUUGGGUGGUGCAAAGGCUAUGAAUAUUGUGGUUCCCUUCAUGUUUAAAUAUGCUGUAGACAACCUCAACCAGAUGUCGGGAAACAUGCUGAACCUGAGUGAUGCACCAAAUACAGUUGCAACUGUGGCAACAGCAGUUCUGAUUGGCUAUGGUGUAUCAAGAGCUGGAGCUGCCUUUUUUAAUGAAGUUCGAAAUGCAGUAUUUGGCAAGGUAGCCCAAAAUUCAAUCCGAAGAAUAGCCAAAAAUGUCUUUCUGCAUCUUCACAACCUGGAUCUGGGUUUCCACCUGAGCAGACAGACAGGAGCUUUAUCUAAGGCUAUUGACAGAGGGACAAGGGGUAUCAGUUUUGUCCUGAGUGCUUUAGUUUUUAAUAUUCUCCCCAUCAUGUUUGAAGUGAUGCUUGUCAGUGGCGUUUUGUAUUACAAAUGUGGUGUGCAGUUUGCAUUGGUAACCCUCGGGACGCUUGGUGCAUACUCCGCAUUCACAGUUGCAGUCACGCGGUGGAGAACGAGAUUUAGAAUAGAAAUGAACAGAGCAGAUAAUGAUGCAGGUAAUGCUGCCAUAGACUCACUGCUGAAUUAUGAAACUGUGAAGUAUUUUAAUAAUGAAAAAUAUGAAGCUCAGAGAUAUGAUGGAUUUCUGAAAACAUAUGAGACUGCUGCAUUGAAAAGUACCUCUACUCUGGCUGUGCUGAACUUCGGUCAAAGUGCUAUUUUCAGUGUUGGUUUAACAGCUAUAAUGGUGCUCGCCAGUCAGGGAAUUGUAGCAGGUACCCUUACUGUUGGAGAUCUAGUAAUGGUGAAUGGACUGCUUUUUCAGCUUUCAUUACCCCUUAACUUUCUGGGAACUGUAUAUAGAGAGACUAGACAAGCACUCAUAGAUAUGAACACCUUGUUUACUCUACUCAAGGUAGAUACCCGAAUUAAAGACAAAGCGAUGGCACCUCCCCUUCAGAUCACACCACAGACAGCUACGGUGGCUUUUGAUAAUGUGCAUUUUGAAUACAUUGAGGGGCAGAAAGUCCUUAGUGGAAUAUCUUUUGAAAUCCCUGCAGGAAAGAAAGUGGCCAUUGUAGGUGGUAGUGGGUCAGGGAAAAGUACAAUAGUAAGGCUGUUGUUUCGCUUCUAUGAGCCUCAAAAGGGUAGUAUUUACCUUGCUGGUCAAAAUAUACAAGAUGUCAGCCUGGAAAGCCUUCGGAGGGCAGUGGGAGUGGUACCUCAGGAUGCUGUCCUCUUCCAUAAUACCAUUUACUACAACCUCUUAUAUGGGAAUAUUAGUGCUUCACCUGAAGAAGUGUAUGCAGUGGCAAAAUUAGCUGGACUCCAUGAUUCAAUUCUCCGGAUGCCACAUGGAUAUGAUACCCAAGUAGGGGAACGAGGGCUCAAACUCUCAGGAGGAGAAAAGCAAAGAGUCGCAAUUGCAAGAGCCAUUUUGAAAGACCCUCCAGUCAUUCUCUAUGACGAAGCCACUUCAUCAUUAGAUUCGAUUACUGAAGAGACUAUUCUUGGUGCCAUGAGGGAUGUAGUCAAACACAGAACUUCUAUUUUCAUUGCACACAGAUUAUCAACAGUGGUUGACGCUGAUGAAAUCAUUGUCCUGGAUCAGAUGGAUCAUUGGCUUGUAAAAGGGAGAUGGAAAAAAUCACUGUCUCAAUCCACAAUCACAGCAACUACCUCUAAAGAUGCUGAAAAUCUUUUCCAUCUUGAAACUGACACCAGAGAGCUCUUUGACUCAAGUUAAAAAGGAAUAAGCCCCUAAAGAAACUGGACAAAACUUAAUGAAAAUAUGAUGAAAACUAUCUUUUUCUCAGCUUUGUAAAUUUUAAUAUUUUACCAUAUUGUGCCUUAUGCAACAGAACAUUUUCAGAUAUUAUUAUGAUGGCUGUUAAGUUGUGACAUCAUUUUGAGAUAAAUCACUCAGAGUUAAUAGAAAAAGGGAUUAAAUAUUUUAAACAAAGAUGUAAUAAUUUCUUUAAAACCAAAAAUUAUUACUGCUUUAUAAACUAGAAAUGAAGCCACUGAAGCAUCUUGUGGGUAACUUAUCAUAUUGCAUUGGCUGGAGAAGCACACAUAGUAACUAAGAGACUAAUUAAGUCUUGUACAGUUGACAUUAUUGAAUGAAUGCCUUCUGAAUGAAAAGUUAAUAAAAGAAAUCAUGGCACUGCCACUUUCUAAUGAUACAGUGACUCAUCUAUUAAAUAUUUAGGCACAAAUAUGAAGAAUGACUUACCUGCAGAAUUAUACGUUUGUCUUACAUAUGUGGCUGAAGUUGCCAAGAGUACUUGGAAAUAAGCACAGGGUUCUUGAAAUUUGCAAAGUAUUGAAUAACUUUCCUGAAUGACAGGUUUUUUUCUGGAACAGCUGUGUUGAAAUUUUGCACUAAUGGUGCAAAAAGAGUG
Choloepus didactylus (southern two-toed sloth) is the source of this 2674-nucleotide messenger RNA. RefSeq names its product ATP binding cassette subfamily B member 7 (gene ABCB7). Gene Ontology annotation, biological process: transmembrane transport; intracellular iron ion homeostasis. The record is from RefSeq and is a predicted model, not a curated record. Gene Ontology annotation, molecular function: ATP hydrolysis activity; ABC-type transporter activity; ATP binding. Lineage: Eukaryota; Metazoa; Chordata; Mammalia; Pilosa; Megalonychidae. The annotation marks the transcript as partial. Gene Ontology annotation, cellular component: mitochondrial inner membrane. The transcript has 15 exons.